Culicoides brevitarsis is the source of this 2201-nucleotide messenger RNA. RefSeq lists its product as uncharacterized. The record is from RefSeq and is a predicted model, not a curated record. Lineage: Eukaryota; Metazoa; Arthropoda; Insecta; Diptera; Ceratopogonidae. The coding region runs from base 124 to 1956 and encodes 610 amino acids. The transcript has 2 exons.
CAAAAAAUUCGUUCAAGCUGGGAAAAAGUAAAAACAAAAGUGAAGUUAAUUUCAUGAAAUUCGAGGAAAAAAACACUUUUUAGGUGUUCAGAGUGAAAAUUUUAAAGAAAAUCGUGCCGUACGAUGUACGCGGAGGGUUACAAAUAUUGGCUUGCAUACAAAAAAGGGAAUACAAAAUAUUUUCGAUGUCGUCGCUACAAAUCGAAUUGCUCAGGGCGUUGCGUCGUCGAAAAUGGUCAAUUACGAAGUUCGACGCCUCAUAGUCAUCCCGCGGAGCCAGAUCGCGCUUUAGUUGAUAAAUUUCGCAAAGUUUUGACGCAACGGGCGCAAAAAGAACGCACCGAAUUGUACACAAUUUAUUGGGAGGAGGCGACUCAACGACAUUCUGAUGCUGCGAUGAUCUAUUCUUUCACACAAGCGGAAAGUUGCAUGCGAAAAGCGCGAAGAAAACAGCCGCCGACGAGUUGUACGACGAUUCGCGAGUUGUCGGAAAUCCUCGGAUCGUCAAGUAUGUUUUAUAUAAGCUGCGGAAAUGACAAGGAAAAUUUAUUUAAGACGACAAUCAUGCUCGAAGACGCUACUUGCCUCAUUUUCAUGCAUCACAAAACGUUGGAGAAACUCGGCAAGAUCGAGGAGAUUCAUGUUGAUCAUUCAAUCAAAUCGGAACCAGCUCCGCCGAACUUUAAUUAUUCCAUUUUGACGAUUCAUGCGGUGCAGCAACAGCAAAAUUAUCCCAUCGUGUUCAUUGUUUUGACUGUCAAGUCGCAUUCAAUCUAUUCCGCGAUUUUUGCCUACCUGAAGGAGCAAAUCCCGUUGUCGCCGAGCAAUAUUUUCAGCAAUUACGACAGCGAUAUGAUCUCGGCGUUGUCCCAAACGUUCCCCGAAGCUACUUGUCGCUUGUAUUACUUCCAUUACACGAGCGCCGUACUUCAUCGGAUGCGACUUUUGAAGAUGCUGAAACAAAAUAAGGGUUAUGUGACGUCGGCGAUUAAGAUGUUGCUCGUUUUGCCGUUGCUGCCGGCGAAUUACAUCAGAAACGGACUAUUGGCGAUCAAAAAAUGGGUUGUCGAGAAGAAAAUUAUGACGCCCCAGUUUGAGAAUUUGUGUGAUUUCAUCGAGCAACAAUGGCUGAUGCGGAUUGGCGUGUCGAAAAUCUCAAUUUUUUCGCUUCCGCAUUGCGUUUCGAACCACAUUCAGACUUUUAAUCAGGAAUUGCAACAUACUUUGGGCUUGCAGAACCCCAUGAUAUGGCAUAUGUUGGAAUCGAUCACGCAUAUUGCGCGUCAAACCUUCACAAAAGUCACGAAACGCAGCAAACAAGUGUUGCCGGGUAACAAAUUGCCUCGCGGCAAGGGACAAUUGAUACAAGACACGAUAAUUCAGAGUGCGACGCAACUUUGGAUCAAAACGGCGGUUCAUUUGAGAAAUCCUUUGCAGUUUUUGCAAGUUACAAGUCAUUGUAUCAACGAUUCCUUGUUCGCGGGAGUCUCCAUGGAUGAGAUCGGGACCAAAAGUAACGUCAUUUCUGCUCCCGUGACAAAUGCUGAGACGUCAGAAGAUGAUUUGGAAGCGAAAAAUAGCACAGAACUCCCUCCCUUGACUUACACAAUCGUCAAUACGGACCAAUUACUGUCGUCGAUGAACAAUUCGCAAGAGUUUCAAGCGACUUUUAGUGAAUUGUCGCAAAUUACGGCGAAUCCCAAUGCCACAUAUCGCGUUCAGUCGUUACAACAACACGCCACAGACAAUUCCCAACACGUUACAAGUACAGAAGAAAGCAAUUUGUUCGCAAUUCCCGCUACAAUUGAAGUUCAGCAGCCAUCGACGACGACGACAACAAAGCCAAGUUCGGAUCCGCCGCCAUUAGCUUUUUAUCCGAAGGCAUUCCUGCGACAGAAUAUUAAACGAUCUGAACCGCCGCCAUUGAUUUUCUUCAAAGACAUCAAGAACUCAUAACAGCACGCAACGCAAGAAUUCCAACUGAGAGUAGAGCAUUUUCCUUUGGAGCAGUUCUUGCAUCUUCAUAGCUCGUAGAAGACUUUUUGCAAUCGUAGGUUUUUAUUUCCUUUCGCCCGUAUUCGUAGCUUUAAGUAAGGAUAAUUUAUUUCUGAAGUGAUAUUUAAAGAAUAAGUGAAUAUUGUACAAGUAUUAAGAAUAGUUAAGCUUUUUUUAGAGUCGUUUUUGGAUGAAAUUCAAAUUUU